Drosophila takahashii is the source of this 231-nucleotide messenger RNA. Its product is annotated as hemocytin. The record is from RefSeq and is a predicted model, not a curated record. Lineage: Eukaryota; Metazoa; Arthropoda; Insecta; Diptera; Drosophilidae.
AUCACGAUGAGGCAGUGCACGUCCAUAUACGCUAUAAUAUUCGGCCUGCUGAUUGCCCUGCAGUGCCUGACCCUUGGCGACACGGCGCCCAUCGGCGAACAUCCGGAUCACGCCGGCUGCAUACGGAUAACGAUCAUCAAACGACCUUUGACCACCACAACGACGACAACCACGACCACUACGACGACCACAACAACGACCAGAGCCCCAACAACAGUGGCAACUGGUUAG